This is a messenger RNA of Varroa destructor (honeybee mite), 5480 nucleotides long. RefSeq names its product N-acetyltransferase 1 (gene NAT1). The record is from RefSeq and is a predicted model, not a curated record. Gene Ontology annotation, molecular function: translation initiation factor activity; protein binding; mRNA binding. Gene Ontology annotation, cellular component: eukaryotic translation initiation factor 4F complex. NCBI's taxonomy places the organism in Eukaryota, Metazoa, Arthropoda, Arachnida, Mesostigmata, Varroidae.
AAGUCAAGUUGGUGUGUCUCGUCAAACGGGCCACACAGUUUUGUUGGUUGCUGUGCGUUGUGAGCAGAGGUGGACACUGCUGGCCGUUCCGUCCAGCGCCGAAGUGACGCUUUCCGCCAGCAACGCGUGUAGACGUUCUUUGUGGAAUCUCUUGUGUUAUUUGGACGCUCCUACGGACCCCGGAAUAGUGCGGUCCGCAGCGCAGCCGCGCAUUGUGUCGGAGCAGUUAGGUUGGAGUCCGAGUUUGUCCCCGCCGGUCCCUCCCAGCGCCACCAUAGUAGUGGACACGGAAGGCAGGGCGUCGUCCUCCCUGCUCUUCGGGGGCGGACUGACCACUGCUAAUCACUCCCCCUCUCUUCGUAAGGGCUUCGGCUCGCCGCAAGCCGGCCAGUACCGACUGCACAGUCAGCAAGCUGGCACGCCUAACGGGAACCACGCGCACUCGGGCCGCGCAAACCCAAGCCCUCCGAGCCAGCUCAACAACGGCCAAUCCUAUAACAGCAGUUCGCUACAGCAACAACAGGCUUCAACGGGCGCCGCCAUCAUCAAUUCUUCUUCAAAUCAUCCCAACAGCAACAACAACAAUAGCAACAACGGCCACUUUCAGCAUAGCAGAGAUCGAGAUAGCAACAACUCCCAGACGUCGGCAGGUACUAACCAUCACCAUGUCUCGGCGAGAAACGGUCCCGGCCUCCGCUGGUCCCAGCACGCUACCGGCGCGCAGGUCGGCGGCCCGGGAGCUAACCACUUAUCUAACCAGCCCUCCUUCAUAACCAAUGGACUCAGCAGCAACGCAUCCAUCGGCAGCAGCAGCAGCAGCAGCAGCAACAGCUUAUCGAACAGUAACGCCUAUAACAACAACCUCAGCAACAACAACUCAUCCAGCGGCAGUGGCCUCGGAGGCGGUAACAGCGGCGGAAGCAACCCCCGAAGCAGCUCCAACAGCAGUCCAACAGGCGGACUUGGUAUCGCGAACGGAGGUGGCGGCGGUGGUCGGCCAGGUGUCGGCUCUGGCUCUGGGGGUUCUGGCGGUCCUAACACGCCCCGUUUUAAGGCGGGCCUAACCUUGCUAGCCAGCCAGGACCAGGACGCCAACCUUGUGUUCCGCAAGGUGCGCGGCAUCCUUAACAAGCUUACUCCCGAAAACUUCGACAAGCUCUCGCGAGAUCUACUCAAUGUCGGACUUGACUCUACCUACGUUCUUAAAGGUGUGAUCCUGCUAAUCUUCGAGAAGGCUCUCGAUGAAGCGAAGUACAGUUUGAUGUACGCGUCGCUCUGCAAGACGCUUUGUGAACAUGCGCCAAAUUUUGACCCCCCGCCAGCCAACACCUUCCGCCGACUUCUACUUGCCAAGUGUCAGGAUGAGUUCGACAACCGUAAGCGGGCGCUGCAAGAUGCGCCGGCGAACAGUGAGCAGCGGACAAUUGCCAAACACAAGAUGCUCGGGAAUAUGCGACUCAUUGGCGAGCUCGGGAAGCUCGGCUUACUUCACGAAAAGAUUCUACACGAGUGCCUGCAGACGCUUCUGCGAGGCAAACGUCAGGAAGACGUGGACCUCGAGUGUCUAUGCCAUAUGGUGCGCACCGUUGGUGCUCGGCUGGAUACCGCCAAGGGCCGCCCCUUGGUCGACCAGUACUUCGAGAGGAUGGUCAAGCUAUAUAGUCAGGAGGGCCUCUCUUCACGAAUCAAGUUCAUGCUGCAGGAUGUGUGCGAGCUGAGACGCGACGGCUGGAUGCCCCGUCGACGGGCAAUUGGAAAUCUUCAACAGCCAACGACACUGGCGCACAUUCGCAACCAGGUGAUGCCCCCACCGCCGCCACACGUCCGCCAUUCGCAGCCGCUUCAGGGUCACUCUGGCGCCGGACACGACCAUCCGCUGCACGGACGCGGCCCACAUGGCCCGCAUCGCCAUCGUGACAACGCGAUGAAUCCACUCGGCAACCCUCACGACGACAUAUUUAACACGCCUGUUGCCCCCCUCAAGAAGUCCAUCGUGUCUUCGACUGGCCCAGCCACCAACGACUACUUCGACCUGUUCGACACUAGCAAGCCCACGUCAAUGAUGGGCUCGACGGGCCGUGAUAACCGCGACCGUGAUAAUCGCUCGAGUCACGGGCGUUUCGGCGGAGGCCAUAGCGGCAUCCAUAAUGGUCAUCAUAAUCAUCGUGAUGGUGGCCCCGGCCACCGCGACGGACCGUUCAACAAUCACAACGGCCCGAGGAACAACAAUCAGGGAGGAAAUGUUGGCCUGCACAUUCCAGCACGGUUGCUUAAAAAACCCCUGCCACAACAGGUGGAAGAGAUGAGUCUGCGGCCUCACGCCGCGCCAUCAUUACUCAAGCCUAAAGUUAUGCCCCCGCCGGGCGCCCAGCUGCUUGGCGGUAACGCACUCAGCUCAUUGUCCCACCCGCUGAGUGCGCACUCGAGCCCGUCGACGCUCCAAGCUGUGUCGGUCAAGCCGACGGUUGCGGCUGCUCCGCUGCCAGUCAAAACCGAAACCAAGCCGCGCGCCACGAAAGCAGAGUUUCUCGAGAAGGUUCAGCGUCUCCUAGAUGAACACAAGUCCAACCCGGAUAUGGCAUGCGACGAAUUCGCCAAGCUGGACAUCCCCAAGAAGUUCGUGAACGAAAUCCUCGUGGCCGUUAGCCAAGAUGUUAUGAAGGAGGAGGAUCCAGUUUCGAUAGACAUCUUGGAGCAGCUGGUAACUCGCUUUGCGCCCAAUGGCGCCGCCGACACGCUGGCCCCAGUAAUGCUCAAGUUGCCAGCAACCAAGCGUGCGGGUCAGCUUGCCGCCGAACUGGUGGCGCGUCUGCUACAUAGCGGUACGCUUGAUCUUGCCGACGUCGCUCAGUGGACAGACGUCACGAGUGUGUCAGAUGACAGUGCUCCGUGGAUCUUGACCGUGCUGCAGCUGUUGCUGGCCCGUGAAGGUGAAGAAGCACUGGCAGCCCGUUGUCGUGGCGUGAGCUUGCUGCCGCAUCUGCCGCCAGCGGCGCGUAACAAGGAUGAGCUAGCUGCGCUGCUUGAACGACACGGGCUGGCGUGCUUGCAGUUGCUUAGCGUUCGGUUGGAACGCCAGAUGGCCGGGUGCCUUCCGUCGGUGGAAGCACUUAAAGCGUUCCUUGAGGGGCUCGACGAUACGACCCGACAGAGUCCGGAGUUUGUGCUAGCGCUGGUUACGGCCGCAUUGCGCAGUGCUUCUUCCUCCAAUAAUGGUGACCAGGCUGCCGAACUGACAGCACUGCGAGCCCUCUGCCCUCAGCUGCGUAGCUAUUGUGCUAAACAACAGGGAAUGUGGGCACUGUAUGCUGCCCAGGAACUGUGGGCAACAAUGAACUGCCCUCGUGGAGUGCUAUUGCAAUGGUUCAACCUGUUCUACGAAGAAGACAUCGUUGAAGAAGCCGAAUUCAUGCGUUGGAAAGAGGAUGUGGAGCAUACAAACAUGUUCGCCUGCAAGGGUCAGGCGCUCUUCCAAUUGAAUUCGUGGCUUACUUGGCUUCAGGAGGCCGAAGACGAAGAGGAAGACGAAGCCGAUGAGUAAAAAAGCGAUGAUGGAUGAACAACGACUAAUAACUUAAUACAACUAAUAACCGAAGCUAAACCUAAACCUAUAGCGAAUAGGCGACGAACGAGGUGAAGAAAGACAAAGGAAUGCUGAAGUGAUAGUUGAAAAAGGUAAUGAAGAGGACGAUGACGAUGACGACGACGACGGCGACGACGACGACGACGGCGGCGACGACGACGACGACGACGACGACGACGGCGACGACGGCGACGACGACGACGACGACGGCGACGAGAAGAAAAAGGAAAGGAAGGGGGAGAACCAUAUGGAAACAACGGGGAUGGUGGAGAAACAAAAGACAAAACAAAAGUCUUAAAGCAGAAGAUGUAGACGAAGGAGGAGACGGGGCAUUCCGAUUUAAUUGAACCGAGAACUAAACAACGCUGGUGUGUAAGCACCACGAUUCUAAAAGUUAAUCAAACGAAGAAUAGAAGAGAAUAUGGCGAAAUAUGAAGACGACGAAAAAGCCGUUAAAGUAUGUAGACCAUCCUAGUAACAAAAAGCCAGAACAACAACAAUAAUAAUAACAAAGAAAGCUGAAGGGAAAAUUCAAGUCCUGAGGCAAUCAAUGAAUUUCAUUCAAUUUCUGAUGUGAGGCGAAGCUGCUAGUGACAAGAUGGUAGAAGAAAGGCGCAAUAAAAGGCGAAGAAGACAUUGAAAAAGAACUAAUUGCGCGAAAAAUAGUCGAUGGCGUAAGCGAAUGAAAGAUAGAAGGUGAUGCUGAAAAAAAGUUGCGAGAGGUGACGAAGGCAAGGCAAAAGCUAGAAAGUUGUAGUUGAAGGAGGAUGAUGAUGAAAAUAAUAAUAAUAAUAAUAAUAAUUGAGAAAUACUUAAAUAGCGCAAGCGUUCUAGGAGCAACAGAAGCAGUUUGUCCAAAUAGAAAAAUAACCAAAAUAAACAACAGAAAGAAAUAUCUAGUUGUUAUAAUUCAAACAGGGAUUCGGGCGCAGAAGAUAACGAAAUUUAAAACAAUCAAAUCUUACCGUUGAAAAUGAUGAUAAUAUUAUUAUUUAAUUUUUCCUCUACUACGAAUCCAAGCGCGCUCAAGUAAAAAUUUCGCAUGACAGAAUGAAGCCAUUAUUACUAUUAAUUUUACCUUAUUACUAGAUAAGGAGCUUAUUAUGCAAAUGUUUAUAUUCAAUUUCCCUCUUUGAGUAUUGCCAUUAAAAAUAUUUCAUUUACUUGAAAUCUGAUUGUUUUGUUUGUCUACUCAUUCGUCUAUGUACCUCAUUUUCUACUAAUCUGUCCCUGUUCGUUUUUUAGUUAUUUCAGUCAUCGGCCACUACCUGAUUGUUGUUUCUGGCUUGGUUCAUUGUCUCCAUUUUGUUUGUGCCAGAUACAAUUCUAGUUGGUACCGAUGUUUUGAACAAAACAUCUGUCUUCUGCGCCUAGAAUUCUACUUGAACUACGACUGUCUUCUAAUUAGGUUUUUUACUUGUGUUAACUGCUUUAUCUGCUUCUAGAACGUUGACGCUGUUCAGUUAAAUAUUUUUCUGGUGACAAUUUUAAUUAUAAUUAAUAUUAUCAUCCUUUGAACACAACUUUUUUUUUAACACUUAUUGCUUCUUACCGUUAUCAUCAAACAGAAAUCUAGGUGCAGAAGAUAGCGAUUAAUGAUAUCACUAUUACAGAGUGAAUUAAAUUGUAUUAGGCGCGACAAACGAAAAUGCGACAGUAAAUCUAGUUGAUAACUAAAAAGAACUAUAAGCAGAUGAUGCUAAAUAACUAGAAAAUCGAGCAAGGAUAGACAAGUCGAAAAUGGGUAAAACGGUAUAGAAGGUUCAUAAGGCACACAAAAAUCAUGGGUACAUUACGCGGAAAAUGAAAUAGCAAGUAAAACGAAUCCAGCCGCACAUCUCGUAAUGAGACUAACAAGGAUUAAAAAUAAUAAAUGGAUCCAUUUAUUAAACUUUAA